CAUCUCCCGCUUUAUCUAGAUUAGUAGCAUUGACGUUCUUCUCUUUUCUCUUUCACACUUCUAAUCCAACACCUCUUAAACUAUGAAGUUCACAAUCUCCCUCCUCCCCGCCCUCAUCGCAACUACCAGGGCCAUUUACAUCACGUCACCCCCACCCCCCGAUCCUGUGGAUGUGUCCAAAAACUGGACUGUAACCUGGACUCAUGUCGACACCGACCCUAUUUCUUUCUGCCUCUACCUCACCAACUACAAAGAAUACCCGCCACAGGAGUUCUUCCUCAGCUCCGCCUCCAGGGAUCCGGAUACCGUUGUGAUCCAAGGGAGAUGUUAUCCGGGAUUACGCGAAAGAAGUACUUAUCGUGUUUGGGCCUCGAAGUGUGGCGAUCCGCUUACUAUCUAUGCUGAGUCGAGAGAUUUCCACGUGAUCCAACCGGGCUGUCCGGCUUAGUACUUGGGAGGAUUGCUGUGGAAAAUGGGUCAUUGUUCUGGAGCUCCAGGCCUUGAUAUUCAACUAUUAAGGCCGGUUUCAUAUGAUGUGGCUCUGUAGACCUGUGUAGGAUUGGAGAUGUGUGGUUUGUUAGUUUUUUGGUGCUUCAACAGCCACCUGCCUAGACUUUGUGUCAUACGAUAUAGCUGCUUUAAGCUCGCUCGCCUCUUGGGGUAUUUCGAACUACCAUAUAUUGAGGGUUCGUAAGUGUAGACGUUGUGUCGUCGCCAGAAUUGAUUGAAAUACUUCAUGUUGGAUGGUUACCAUCAGCGAUGCUGUCCGUUAACAUGACCAAUUAGAAUAGCACUUUCGAAUUCCGUCCGGGACGAGCCAGCCCUUC
Messenger RNA from Aspergillus steynii IBT 23096, 827 nucleotides. RefSeq lists its product as uncharacterized. Bases 83 to 448 code for a protein of 121 amino acids. The record is from RefSeq and is a predicted model, not a curated record. Lineage: Eukaryota; Fungi; Ascomycota; Eurotiomycetes; Eurotiales; Aspergillaceae. The transcript is spliced from 3 exons.